CUACUUUAAAGAGUCCUCUCCUGCUUAUAUGCAGGUGUAUAUCAGUAUGUAGUGUCUCUACUUUAAAGAGUCCUCUCUCCGCUCUAAUCCUCUUUACAUACAAACCCAAGUUAAUGUCUUUGAAGUCUUUUAAUCUGCACCUGCUCUCCUCAGCCUCGGCGUACGCAGACCUGCAGCAGCACCGGUUCGAUGCCGUCCAGAGGAGAGAGGUACCAGCGCCCGACUACCAGAAGGGGGACGAGGACGAGGACCUCAUUAAACCCAAGAAACUGCUGAAUCCUGUCAAAGCUUCACGGAGCCAUCAGGAACUCCACCGGGAGCUCAUGAGCAGCUGUAAACGAGGCGGGGGGGCGGUGGAGAUGAAGCCGGAGCUGCAGAGAGUCCUGGAGUCCAGGAAGAGAGAUCAGCUGAUCAGAACCAGGAAGCAGGAAGAGGAAACUCACAGGAAGGUUUCCCCUCUGGAGGCUGAGCUGCUGAAGAGACAGCAGAAACUGGACGAGUUGGACAGACAGCAGCAGAGAGAGCAGGACGACAGCAUGAAAGCUCCAGAGUUCGUCAAAGUGAAGGAGAACCUGAGACGGACGUCCUUUCAAAAAGAGGAAAAGGACGUGUAGAGACAUCUGCUGUCCUGCAGGAGAAAGACACUGUCCACAUGUUUACAUGACACACACACUGAGGAAACAUGCAUACUGAGGACACACACAUUACAUGUCACUUGUUAGACACUUUUAUCCAAAGCGACUCACAUACUCAACACUGUGGACGAUCCCCACAGAAGCAAUUUGGGGUGAAGCGUCUCAGGGACACAACGACAUGCUGCUGCAGUGGGGUUUGAACCUGUGACCCCCUGAUCCCAACACCAAGGCUCUAUCCACUGCGCCACACAUAUACUGAGGACACACAUACAGAGGACACAUAUAUAUUGAGGACACACACAUACAUACUGAGGACACACAUACUGAGGACACACA
This is a messenger RNA of Gymnodraco acuticeps, 971 nucleotides long. RefSeq names its product protein FAM107B-like. The transcript has 3 exons. Lineage: Eukaryota; Metazoa; Chordata; Actinopteri; Perciformes; Bathydraconidae. Gene Ontology annotation, biological process: actin filament polymerization; regulation of actin cytoskeleton organization; actin filament bundle assembly. The record is from RefSeq and is a predicted model, not a curated record. The coding region runs from base 114 to 614 and encodes 166 amino acids. Gene Ontology annotation, cellular component: stress fiber; neuron projection; synapse.